Zychaea mexicana is the source of this 2992-nucleotide messenger RNA. RefSeq names its product P-loop containing nucleoside triphosphate hydrolase protein. NCBI's taxonomy places the organism in Eukaryota, Fungi, Mucoromycota, Mucoromycetes, Mucorales, Lichtheimiaceae. Bases 53 to 2806 code for a protein of 917 amino acids. The transcript is spliced from 12 exons. The record is from RefSeq and is a predicted model, not a curated record. Gene Ontology annotation, molecular function: ATP binding; RNA binding; RNA helicase activity. Gene Ontology annotation, cellular component: nucleus.
CCUCUUUGUCCUGUCAAACAGAGAAAAAAGGACAUUCGUACACACAUACAUUAUGUCUUGGGAUUCGAACAACAACGCUUCAGGCGGUGAUAGCUGGGGCGCCUCUGCUGGCGGUGGCGGCGAUGCCGGCUGGGGUGGUUCUUCUGGAAAUGCAGGAGGUGGUGGUGGUGGUGGUGACUGGAACGCCGGUAGCGCACCUUGGGGCAAUGAUUCUAGUGGUGCUGCUGCUGAUCCCACCCCUCAAUGGAAUGCAGGCGGUGACAACCAGUUUGGUGGUAGUGACAACAACCAAUUUGCCAACGGUAAUGCCGGCGGUGACUAUGGCGCUAGUGGUGACUAUGGCGCUAGCGGUGACUACGGCGCUGGUGGUGAUGAUUAUGAAUCUAAGCCAAAGCGCGAACCUCGUCCAGGAGACUGGGAUUGCCCCGAAUGUGGCGUCAACAACUUUGCCAGCCGUCAAGAGUGUUUCAAGUGCUCUGCUGCCCGUCCUGAGGGUAUGGGUCCUCCCAAGCGCGAACCUCGUCCCGGAGAUUGGGACUGCCCAGAAUGUAGCGUCAGCAACUUUGCCAGUCGUCAAGAGUGCUUCAAGUGCUCUGCUGCACGUCCCGAAGGCGUCGGUCUCCCUCCACAGCCUGACCGUCCCGAACGCUCGUACAACUGGGCUUCCAACAAGGUCCGUUACGAAUACAAUGAAAACGCCUUGGGUGACGAUGGUAUGGCUCCUCGUGAUGAAAAGCUCGAAGCGGAACUUUUUGGCCUCGAUCCCACAGAGCAGCACACUCCGCUUGAUUUCUCAAAGUAUGCCAACAUCCCUGUCCGCGUCGAACGCGGUGAGGCUCCAGCUGCCGUCCAGACCUUUGAUCAAGCUGACCUGCAUCCCGUAAUGAAGGAGAAUAUCCGUUUGGCUGGCUAUGCUCAACCCACACCUGUUCAGACCUACUCCAUUCCUAUUGUCACUAAUGGCAAAGAUCUGAUGGCUUGUGCCCAGACUGGUUCUGGUAAGACCGCUGCCUUCUUGGUCCCGACCUUGUCUGGUCUGUUUGGCCGCGCCAAGGAGCUCGCUCAACCCCGUCCUGCUCCCUUUGAAACCCGUAGCUUCAAGGCUGAACCCCUUGUCGUGAUCAUCGCUCCUACUCGUGAACUGUGUUCCCAGAUCUUUGAUGAAUGCAGAAAGUUCACCUACCGCAGCAUGUUGAGACCUUGUGCCGUCUAUGGUGGUGCCGACACGGGCUCUCAGUUGCGUCAGCUCGAGCGUGGCUGUGACAUUCUCGCUGCAUCACCUGGUCGUUUGAUGGAUUUCGUUGAGCGUGGCAAGAUCGGCCUGAGCCGUGUCAAGUACCUUGUUCUUGAUGAAGCCGAUCGCAUGUUGGAUAUGGGUUUCGAGCCCAUCAUCCGUGCUCUUGUCCAAAAGAGAGGUCUCAACCCUGAACGUCAGACGCUCAUGUACAGUGCUACCUUCCCUCGUACUAUCCGUAAGCUUGCACGUGAUUUCUUGCAUCCCGACUACCUCUUCUUGAAGGUUGGUCGUGUCGGUGGUACCACCUCCUCCAUCACCCAAAAGGUCAUGUACGUCGACGAAGAAGACAAGAGAGAGGAGCUCCGUGCUCUUCUCAACUCGCAACCACCCAGUCGCACUCUUAUUUUCGUCGAAACCAAGCGUAGUGCUGACAGUUUGGAUCAAUACCUCUUCGACCGAAGCUUCCCAUCCACUUCCAUCCACGGUGACCGUACCCAGAUGGAACGUGAAGACGCCUUGAUUGCUUUCAAGAACGGCAAGUGCCCUAUCCUUGUUGCCACAGCUGUCGCUGCCCGUGGUAUUGAUAUCCGCAACGUCAUGCACGUCAUCAACUUUGAUAUGCCCGAAAGCAUGGACGAAUACAUCCAUCGUAUCGGUCGUACCGCUCGUGUCGGUCGUUCUGGUCUGGCCACUUCCUUCUACAACGAGCGCAGUGAACUUCUUGCUCCUGAAUUGACCAAGCUGCUCAAGGAAUGCAAGCAAGAAAUCCCAGAGUUCUUGCAACAAUAUGUGACUGAGGAUCAGACUUGGGAGGAAGAUUUGGAUGAAGAAAACGUCCCUGCUCCUGAAUAUGCCGGUCAAGAAUACGUCCCACAAGAACGUGGCAUGCCUGGUGGCGACCCCAACGGUGGUGCUGGUGAUGCCGGUGGUUUUGGUGGUAAGCCCGGUGACUGGAGCUGCCCAAGCUGUAGCUUCUCCAACUUCGCCUCCCGUAACGAAUGCAAGGAAUGCGGUACUGCCAACCCUAACCCUAGCAGCGGUGGCUAUGGUGGUGGUGGCAGUGGCGGUGGUAAGCCCGGCGACUGGAGCUGCCCAAGCUGCAGCUUCUCCAACUUCGCCUCCCGUAACGAAUGCAAGGAAUGCGGUACUGCUAAUCCUAACCCCAGCAGUGGCGGUGGUCGCGAACGUCGUGAUGGUGAUUGGGAUUGCUCGUCGUGUGGUGCUGUGAACUUUGCCCGUCGAUCGGAUUGCUACAAGUGCCACGCUGAACGUGAAGGCGGUGGUGACAGCGGUGGCUAUGGCGACUCUGGCUAUGGUAACACUGACUAUGGUGCUACAGCUGACUCUGGCGCUGGUGGUGCUGGAUGGGAUGCCAAUGCUGCUUCGGCCGGCUGGGGUGGUAACAACGAUACUGCUGCUUCUUCCGCCAAGCCUGCGGCACCCGCACCCGCACCUGCUGCUCCCGCCCAAGAAGCUCCCGCUUCGGGUGGAUGGGGUGCUCCUCCUGCUCAAACUGGUGGUGAUGGCUGGGGCGCUGCUCCUGUCAACACUUCUGGCGCCGGAUGGUAACUUGUCUUACAAAAACAACAGAAAAUUCACACCUUGCAAAAGAAAUUCUCAAUUUGCUCAAAUACAACAACGGAACAACAGAGGGAAAGGCUUAGAGAUUAGUCUUUGUAAAAUUUAGAUUAAUCUUUGUACAUACUUAAAAUUACCCUAUUAAAGAACAGUGUUGCAUAUGUAUUUUCUCUUUAC